AUGGCAGCCUCAAGAUCUGCUCUCCUCAUUGGCCAAAUUGCCCAUGCGCGGCAAGAAUGGCAGGCACUGAGCUCGAUCGUCAACUUGAAGGAAUACGGCUCCGGCUCAAGAGAAGACUUCAUCACUCGCUCCAAGGCUGGCGAGUUUGACGAUGUCGUUGCCAUUUACCGGUCGAACGAAUCUACGAGCAUAACAGGUCCAUUCAACAAAGAGCUCGUGAGCGUCUUGCCCAAGAGCUUGAAACAUAUCACACACAAUGGAGCGGGCUACGACAACAUCGAGGUUCCAGCAUGCACAGAACGAGGCAUUGAAGUCAGCAGCACGCCAAUCGCUGUGAAUGAAGCUACCGCCGAUACUGCGAUAUUCCUCAUGCUUGGCGCUCUUCGUCGAAUCACAGUGGCCUUUACCAAUGUCCGGGCGAACGCGUGGAGAGGAAGCAACUUCGCUCUCGGACAUGACCCGAACAAGAAAGUGCUUGGGAUACUUGGAAUGGGAGGCAUUGGAAAAGCAGUCGCCCAUCGAGCCAAAGGGUUCGGCAUGUCGAUCCAAUACCACAAUCGCAAACGCCUGCCCGAGAACGAAGAGCAAGGAGCGAAGUACGUGUCAUUCGAUGAGCUGUUGAAGACAUCGGAUGUGCUCAGUCUGAACCUGGCAUUGAAUCCAUCAACACGACACAUGAUCUCAACACCGCAGUUCGAGCUCAUGAAGAAGGGCGUAGUGAUUGUCAACACCGCUCGGGGUCCCAUCAUCGACGAAGCCGCUUUGGUUGACGCUCUCGACUCUGGGAAGGUGUUCUCCGCUGGACUGGAUGUGUUCGAGGAAGAGCCCAAGAUUCAUCCUGGUCUGCUGCGGAACGAGAACGUUGUGCUGCUACCGCACAUUGGGACUGCGACCUGGGAGACGCAGAAGGACAUGGAGUUACUGGUACUCGAGAACUUGAAGUCAGCGGUGGAGGGCAAGGGUUUGAUAACGCAGAUUCCAGAACAGAAAAAGUGA
Zymoseptoria tritici IPO323 is the source of this 996-nucleotide messenger RNA. RefSeq lists its product as uncharacterized. The coding region runs from base 1 to 996 and encodes 331 amino acids. Gene Ontology annotation, cellular component: cytosol. The transcript has 3 exons. Gene Ontology annotation, molecular function: hydroxypyruvate reductase [NAD(P)H] activity; NAD binding; glyoxylate reductase (NADPH) activity. The record is from RefSeq and is a predicted model, not a curated record. NCBI's taxonomy places the organism in Eukaryota, Fungi, Ascomycota, Dothideomycetes, Mycosphaerellales, Mycosphaerellaceae.